This is a messenger RNA of Microsporum canis CBS 113480, 1608 nucleotides long. Its product is annotated as signal recognition particle protein. Gene Ontology annotation, molecular function: GTP binding; GTPase activity; endoplasmic reticulum signal sequence receptor activity. Lineage: Eukaryota; Fungi; Ascomycota; Eurotiomycetes; Onygenales; Arthrodermataceae. The record is from RefSeq and is a predicted model, not a curated record. Gene Ontology annotation, biological process: SRP-dependent cotranslational protein targeting to membrane; SRP-dependent cotranslational protein targeting to membrane, translocation. Gene Ontology annotation, cellular component: signal recognition particle, endoplasmic reticulum targeting; cytosol. The transcript has 2 exons. Bases 1 to 1608 code for a protein of 535 amino acids.
AUGGUUCUUCAGGACUUGGGGCGACGCAUAAAUGCCGCCGUCAGCGACUUGACCAGGUCAAAUACGGUUGACGAGAAGGCGUUGGAUGCUAUGAUAAAAGAGAUAUGCGCAGCUCUUCUGUCUGCCGAUGUAAACGUUCGACUGGUGCAACAGUUGCGCAAAUCUAUAAAGGCUGCCGUGCAGCUCCCCUCCAUACCCCCAGCAGUCAAUAAGAAACGUCUAAUCCAGAAAGCCGUCUUCGAUCAACUUGUUGCGCUUGUUGACCCUCAUGCAGAGCCUUUUAAGCCGAAGAAGGGCAAGUCUAAUGUCAUUAUGAUGGUUGGUCUACAGGGUGCCGGAAAGACAACCACAUGUACAAAGCUGGCAAGACAUUAUCAGACCAAGGGGUUCAAGGCGGCCCUCGUCUGUGCGGAUACCUUCCGUGCCGGUGCCUUUGAUCAGCUCAAGCAGAAUGCGACAAAAGCAAAGAUUCCAUAUUACGGUAGCUUGACGCAGACUGACCCUGUUAUCGUUUCAUCAGAGGGUGUGGCGAAGUUCAAGAAAGAGCGGUUUGAUAUCAUCAUCGUUGAUACCAGUGGUAGACAUAGACAGGAGGAAGAUUUGUUUGCUGAAAUGACGCAAAUUCAAGCCGCCAUAAAACCAGAUCAAACUAUCAUGGUCCUUGAUAGCACAAUCGGUCAAGCGGCAGAGUCGCAAUCCGCAGCUUUCAAGUCAGCGGCUGAUUUUGGAGCAAUCAUCAUUACGAAAACAGAUGGCCAUGCAGCAGGUGGUGGUGCAAUCUCUGCCGUCGCUGCUACUCGCACGCCUAUUAUCUUUUUAGGAACUGGUGAACAUAUGCUUGACCUGGAGAGGUUUGCACCGCAGCCAUUUAUCCAAAAACUGCUCGGAAUGGGUGACAUGGCUAGUCUGGUAGAGCACGUUCAGGCGGUAACGAAGGACUCCGCCGGCGCGAAGGAGACAUAUAAGCAUAUCUCCGAGGGAAUAUUUACUCUACGGGAUUUCCGCGAAAACAUUACAUCCAUCAUGAAAAUGGGACCUCUCUCGAAAAUAUCAAGCAUGAUACCCGGUCUGUCCAAUUUAACGUCUGGUCUCGAUGACGAGGAUGGUUCACUCAAACUCCGGCGCAUGAUUUACAUUUUUGACAGUAUGACUGCCUCUGAGCUAGACGGCGAUGGUAAGGUCUUCAUCGACCAGCCAACUAGAAUCGUACGACUGGCCUGUGGAAGCGGAACGACCGUUAGGGAAGUUGAAGAUCUGCUUUCUCAACAUAAGAUGAUGGCUGGCAUGGCCAAGAAGGUUGGCGGACAAAAGAAACAGAUGCAACGUGCACAGAAUAUGUUGAAGGGCAGUAAUAAGGAGCAGCAAAUGGCUGCUAUGCAGAAGAGGAUGGCUGCCAUGGGUGGAGCCGGAAUGCCGGGUAUGCCUGGCAUGGGGGAUAUGCAACAGAUGAUGCAGAUGUUACAAGGAGGCGGUGCAGGCGGUGGUGGGAUGCCCGGUCUAGGGGGUAUGGACUUGCAAAGCAUGAUGAGCCAGAUGAGUGGCCUCAUGGGAGGUAUGGGUGGCAUGGGAGGUGGCCGCGGAGGCAGCAGCAGGGGGCGAGGCCGAUAG